CUCGAUUCAAAUUGCACAUUGUUGACUAAUAACGCAAAAAUAGCCGAAGGCAUGAACAAUAAGUGUGUUGAAGGCUUUACCGAAGGUGCCCCUGGUUUCGCAUGUUCUGUUGAUAAUUUACUCCUUCAAUGUUCGCAAGAGAUGGAGUCUCGGUUCGCAUUGGGUAGUAAUGAUCCAAAAUCACGUUUAAAAGAUGCUAAAAUU
Messenger RNA from Scutellospora calospora, 204 nucleotides. The record is from the annotation of a GenBank genome assembly. NCBI's taxonomy places the organism in Eukaryota, Fungi, Glomeromycota, Glomeromycetes, Diversisporales, Gigasporaceae.